This is a messenger RNA of Dothidotthia symphoricarpi CBS 119687, 1797 nucleotides long. RefSeq lists its product as uncharacterized. Bases 1 to 1797 code for a protein of 598 amino acids. The record is from RefSeq and is a predicted model, not a curated record. Gene Ontology annotation, molecular function: protein binding. The transcript is spliced from 2 exons. NCBI's taxonomy places the organism in Eukaryota, Fungi, Ascomycota, Dothideomycetes, Pleosporales, Dothidotthiaceae.
AUGCCUGACACACCUCAUGCCCGUCACCAGCCUGUGGAUGCGACGGCCCGACAGGAAGCUCCUCCCGCCGAGCAUUUUCAUGGGCCUGCUGGAGCUCCCAUGCACACCUGGUUCACGUCACCGGCACGUACGCGUGCAAAUGCUGCCCAUGCAAAAGAGUUGCCGCUACAUUUGAUCCAGCUCAUUCUUAACCACCUCGACGAUGUCGCUGACCUCGCCCGCAUCACGCGCACGUCGCGUCUCUUCUACUACAUGACUCUUCCGCGCCUCUACGAGGAAGUCACAUUGCGCGCCUACUCGGACAUUCGGUACAUCAACGGCCGGCCUGAAGGUUAUGGAAGCGGGAGCCCCUUUGCUAUGGGCAUGAAUACGCUGGUGUCACGCACCUUUGCCGACUAUGUGCACGUGUUUAGGCUCAUAGGUGACUGGCGCGAACACGACAUGGAAGACUACAAGCAAGGGCGCGUGCCCGAUAACAGCAUGAUGCUGCAGAUAGCCAUCCGCGCUGCCCUCGACAAGAUGAAGAACCUGCGCGCCUUUGCCUGGGAACUUAACAGCAAGCCGCUGAACACCGUCUAUCAGGCCCUCUUGACCAAGCCGUCUCUCACGUCCCUCACCUUGCGCUGUCAGACGCAGCGAACUCCACGGCCCACCACGCUUAUACCGCCGCUGCCACACCUGACCACCUUGGUCGUGUAUGACAUCGACCCGCUGUGCUACCCAGACGAUAUCUCGCUGCUGCUCCUUGGCUCCAAGAGACUCGAGAACAUCAAGCUGCAUUGGAACCCACGCAUGCGUGACAGUGGCGAGGAGUCAGUCAAUCUGAUGGGCUUGUUCGGACGCUGCCUCGCCGCAAAAGUUCAGAUGCCUCUGAGGCGCUUCGCCCUGUACAAUCUAUAUACCCGUUUCUUUGGCGACGGCUUCGACAAUGUCAGCGACCCACAUGUAAUUGAAGAAGUUACACUGGUUAACUCCAUGUCUACAUCUGAUCCUAUGACUGUCUUCCUAGAUAACACUUGGAGAAUACAGUCAAGUACACCCAUUCCACAGAACCUGAAGAUGAUGCGUACUGAGAACACUGACAAAGAGGGCGCCAUCAUGCUUCAGAAGUUCAAGGGCCUGGAGCGCAUGUAUCUUAUUAGCAACAGAAAAUCGCGAACUGGUAUAAACCCCAACAGCGCUGCUGCAACACCCACUACGCCGUCCAUGGCCACGCCUGGUACACCUACCCUACCUGAGAGCCACUGUCGUAGCAUCGGUGGUGAUUAUCUCGCCGCCAUCCAGUCGAAUCACCGCACCAUGCGCCACCUCCUCCUCUCCGAUACGUGGCAGCUUUCCGACGACGCUCUCUUCCGCCUCUGCCAAGCGUGUCCCAACCUCGAACAGUUCGGCUUCGCUUGCACAGUUCCACCUCUCGAGUCCCUGCGCCAAGUCAUAGCUCUAGUACCGAAAGUCUGGGCUAUGCGUCUUCUAGUACGUCCGGGUUCGGAACUUGCCGACAAACUCGAAAGCAUGGGGUCGGAUAUGCAUGAGUUUGCGAUGUCGACGGAACUAUGGCGUCCUGAGUACAAAGGCUUGAAGUACGUUGGCUUAGGCGAAAAGUUCAUCUGGAGAUUGGGUAAGGUGGUGUUUCCGCCAAAGGAGAAGGUGAUGUCGGUGCCGAAUGGCCCUCCUAAUAGCCUCAAUGCAAAGCUGACAGGGCCGAUUCGAAAACUCGAAAGACUCAAUAAAGAGGACGUCAAGGAUAUUGAGAUUUGGGGCAUGGAUUCCGUCGAGUUCGAGGCUAAGUUUCCGUAA